AUGCGAAUUCUCUCCAUUGACAAUUACCAAUUAGUUUUUGUACUACUCUUCUUUUACGUCAAUACAUCGUCAGAUUCGGCGCGACAACUUGGAACGCAUCAAAGUUCACGAGCAGUGUCCGGAAUGAAUAAGAAAUCCAAUGGAAGUGUCAACGACUAA
Molecule: messenger RNA, 159 nt
Organism: Caenorhabditis briggsae
Lineage: Eukaryota; Metazoa; Nematoda; Chromadorea; Rhabditida; Rhabditidae
Exons: 3
Coding region: 1-159 (52 amino acids)
Source: RefSeq, a predicted model, not a curated record